Molecule: messenger RNA, 1212 nt
Organism: Pestalotiopsis fici W106-1
Lineage: Eukaryota; Fungi; Ascomycota; Sordariomycetes; Amphisphaeriales; Sporocadaceae
Exons: 3
Coding region: 1-1212 (403 amino acids)
Source: RefSeq, a predicted model, not a curated record
AUGGCUCGCAUAACGGAUCUCCCAAUCGAGGUGAUGGCCUGUGUGCUGAGCGAGCUUGAUGAUAUUCGAUUCCUUUCAGCCACACUUCUCACACGCAAACACUUCUACAACUCUGCCGCCGAAAAUUCAAAAGUCGCACGCAACAUUCUGACACGGCAGAUCACUUCGAAUCUUUUGCCGUACUCGAUUGCAGUGUUUGAGUCGUCCCGCCCGCCCCAGACACAUACAAAUGCUUCAAUCGAGGAGUUGAUCAAUCUUCUCUGCCAUGAGCCUGAGCAGUUGGUGGCCCGCAUGAGAACGAUGCAUCUUCGGGACCUCGUACACCUUGGCCACGUACACGACAUUAUGCAUACCAUGUCAACGGACUUCAUGCGCCAGGCCUGGUCGCUUCUUGGCCAAGAUCACCUUAUACUCUCCCCAGUAGAGUCCUUCCGAGUCAAGCGGGCCUUUUACCGGUUUGAACUUCUUUGCAAUCUGUGUCACCGACAUCCAAGUACUAUCGAAAGUGAAAUUGAGAAACGAUAUUAUCCUACAGAGCAGCUUCUGAGAAAGCACUCGCCGUGGGAGAACGAACAGCUUGGAUGCAUCUAUAACUUCAUUGAGGAGAAGUUUUCAUUUGCUACAUUUCAAGUUCUCCGCGAAGAUUUUGGAUUUGGAGCAAUAUUAUUCAGCAGCAUCAGAGAUAGGAUCAAUGAAUACUGUAGACGAAGAUGGGAAUGCAAGGGUCUGCUGUUCACUCACGCCUUGAUAAAUGAAACCUCAAAUGACGCAAAGAAGAUGAAACUAAAGUCAACAAUUUUGUCACCGGAGAUCAGAAUCUAUUACCAUCUCCGUCAAGCGCAUGGCGAUGGCGCAAGCAACAAGCUUCUGUAUGAGUACAGCCCUGAGGAACGAAGGACCUUUGCGUCACGCUUUGAUGAUCAUGAUACGGACAUCGGGCCAUAUGAAGCAUGGUAUAAUGCUCAUAUGCACCAGAGUAACAUAAUGUGGGUCUUGGCCGUUUCCAAAAUCGGGCGACGACUGCGCAGCUACGUGUUCUGGGACUUGAAGCGCAUAAAUCAAAACAACCUGCUUAAAGAAUUUGAGAGCGCACCAAAGUCCAGAUAUGUUGAAGAUGGCUUUAAAGAGUGGCGGCACUCCCUCGGAGAGCGUUCUACGAUUUGGGAGAAACGUGGCAGUGUUACUGGAGGGAAGUUGACACUAGCACAGUAG